This is a messenger RNA of Mirounga angustirostris (Northern elephant seal), 1548 nucleotides long. RefSeq lists its product as uncharacterized. The record is from RefSeq and is a predicted model, not a curated record. The transcript has 3 exons. Lineage: Eukaryota; Metazoa; Chordata; Mammalia; Carnivora; Phocidae. Bases 1 to 1548 code for a protein of 515 amino acids.
AUGACUCGGGGCUGCCCAAAGCUGGCGCCCCUGCAGCCCUUGCCGCCCCUGCAGCCGCUGCAGCCGCAGACGCCACCCGCUGUGCUGCCACCGCCGCCUGCCACCGCCUACCUGCUGCCGCCACCAGUCAGUACUACCACUGCCGUCUGCCACUGCCGCCCCCUGCUGCCACUUACCUCUGCCUGCCGCCGCCACCUGCCUUCUGCCACGCACCGCCCUUGCGUGCCUGCCGCGGCCGCCUGCCUGCUUGCCGUUGCUUACCACAGCCUGCCACCGCUUCCUGCCGCCGCCUGCAAUCGCCUACCGCCGCCGCCCUCCACACUUGCCUGCCGCUCCCUGCCUCCCUGCCCCCACCGCUUACUGCCGCCCCCUGCCUCCACCGCCUCCCGCUGCCACAUACGGGCCCCACUAACCCGGCACUUACCGCUGCCGCCGCCCGCUGCUUAUACUCCUGCUUCUGCCUCUGCUGCCCGGAGCUUCCGCUGCUGCCCAACGCUGAAGGCGACUGACGACAGCACUACUGCUGAUGCCGCCGACGCCGCUGAGGCCGCCGCCCGCUGCAGCCGCAGACUCCACCCGCUGGUGCUGUCACCGCUGCCACCUCUCCUGCUGCGCGCUGCCGCCUGCCACCGACUGCCACCGCCUGCCUGCCACUGCCUGCCGCCACUGCCCACCAAUGCUGCCACCGCCGCCUGCCACCACCUGCCUGCUGCCGCCACCAGUCAGUACUACCACUGCCGUCUGCCACUGCCGCCCCCUGCUGCCGCUUACCUCUGCCUGCCGCCGCCACCUGCCUUCUGCCAACCACCGCUCUUGCGUGCGCCCGCCGCCUGCUGCCCGCCGGCAUCCGUGGCCGCCUACCUGCCUCCGCAUCCUGCCGCCGCCUGCCACCGCCGUCUGCUGCCGCAGCCUGGCUCCACCGGGCCCAGCUACCUAACCCUGAGGAUGCAUGCCAACGCUGCCUGCCUACCCCCAACACUGCCGGCACCGCCUGCCUACCGCUGCCACCUGCCAAUCGCCACAGCUGCCGUCUGCCUAAUGCUGCUGUCUGCCGCCUGCCUGCCCCCGCCGACUGCCUGCUGCCGCCCCCUGCUAUAUCCUGGCACCACCCGCGGCCCUUGCCUGCCGUGGCCUGCCUGCCAGCCGCUGCUUACUGCAGCCUGCACCUGCUACCUCCUACCUGCCGCCUGCGCCUGCCUACCGCUGGCACCUGGAACCGGCUGCCCACACUGCCGGCCGCCACUGCAGCCUCCCUCCUCCUGCCACCUUCCCCCGCCGCCUGCCUCCGCUGUCUUCCGCCGCUUCCUGCCACCGCCGCCUGACACCACUGUGGCCGCUUCCUGUUGCCGCCUGCCUGCCGUUUGCCGGCUCUUGCCUGCCUGCGGCCCCAGCUGCCUGCGCCCCACCGCUUCCUGCCGCCCCUGCCUCCACCGCCUCCCGCUGCCACAUACCGACGCCCACUAUCCCGGCACCUACCGCUGCCGCCACCUGCUGCUCAUACGGCUGCUGCCUCUGCUGCCGGGAGCUUCCGCUGCUGCCGAACGCUGA